GGGCCGACAAGAAAAAGAUCUUAACCAUAUGUUUUUGUCCUAAACACGUUGCGUGUUCUGUACUCUGCGUUCACAACUUAGGUUUUGCUUUUCACGACUCUCUGGUUUUCGUUCUCAUUAGGGUUUUUGAGCUCCUCCGCCAUGAUAUCACGGCGGCAAAAGAUCUUGGAGGAUCGUCAAGCCAUCGUCGGACGGUUAAAUGCUGGCGAAAACUCAUUGACGAUCCCAGACGAUCUCAUCUCCGAGAUAUUCUUGAGAUUGCCAGUUAAAUGUAUAGCCAGAUGUCGAUGCCUAUCGAAGCUCUGGGCAUCCAUAAUCAAUCGCCAAGAUUUCACGGAUCGCUACUUGAAAAUAUCAUCUACUCGUCCUCGUCUCUUGUUCGUUUUCCAUGAAAGCCGCAAGGUAUUCUUCUUUUCCGCACCUCAGAAUCAAGAAGAUGACAACUCGUCACCGACAACCUCCAGUUAUCAUAUGAGUUUCCCUGUUGAUUAUGUCGAAGGAAUAUGUAGUCCUAUCAGUGGUUUGGUCUGCGUUAAUAAUAAACAGAUCUUAAAAGGAAGGAGAACUCCAGUGAUAGUGUCAACGAUAUGUAACCCUAGCACGGGACAGUCCUUCACGUUACCUAGAAUGAAGACACGGAAGAAAAAGCCUGAUGCGAGAAGCUUUUUUGGGUAUGAUCCUGUUGAGAAGCAGUACAAGGUUUUGUCAAUGACAUUUGCAGAUGACGCUACGGAGCACCAGGUUCUGACGUUACAAACUGGGAAACUCUCAUGGAGGAUGAUUGAAUGUGGCGUACCGCAUCAUCCUGGGUCUAAUUCUAAUUCUGUUUGCAUCAAUGGUGUUUUGUAUUACAAAACUCUCUAUGGUGAGCAUAUUAUAGCCUCCUUUGAUGUUAGGUCUGAGAAGUUCAGCUUUAUUAAAGUCAAGGGGCCUUUCAUUCAUGCACUGUAUCCUACAACAGUCCUGAUAAACUUCAAUGGUAAAUUGGCUUCAAUUAGUCCGAGUGGCUACUAUCUUUUUAGUAAAGAAAGCACAAGUCUUGAGAUGUGGGUUCUAGAUGACAUAGAGAAAGAAGAAUGGUCCAAGCAUAUUUACAAACUGCCUCCGACGUGGGGGAAAGUAGUUGGAGAUGCCAUCUUACCCUGUUCAAAAGUGACUGCUUCAAAUGAAAUUGUGUUGUCAGAGUACCGUCUACGCUCUCCUUUCUAUGUUUUCUUCUACAGUCUUGAGAGGGGAACUAUCAGAAGAGUUGAAAUCCAAGGAAUGGAAGCGUUUACGCAUUCCAAAGUUUACCCUUUUGUAGACCAUGUAGAAGACGUCAAGCGUAUGAAAGGUGUGUGAUCAUGGGAUCUUAAUAGAGCGAGCCCCUUAUUUUCCGCUGGUUUUAUGUUUAGGGCGAUAAUGGUAUGUAACUUAUCCUCUUGUUCAGUGGUUCAUGCAUCCAAGGAGCAAUGUUUUUUCCUAUGCUAAGCAAAAAGAGUUCAGUUUUCGUAUUUUUUAUUUUCGGCAAAGCAUUGUACCAAUUGGUUAGCAUCCCAUUCUAUGUUACUCUCAAUACAUCAAUGUUUGCUUUAAGUAAAGGCUUUAUUCGAAUACAGACAUACAAAAGCUUCCAGAAACUAAUAUGAGAAUUGAAUUAAACCUUGUGCGUGUGGCCAAGAGUAUCUAGGAUUGUCUUCUAGGUUUUA
Molecule: messenger RNA, 1688 nt
Organism: Raphanus sativus (radish)
Lineage: Eukaryota; Viridiplantae; Streptophyta; Magnoliopsida; Brassicales; Brassicaceae
Product: F-box protein DOR-like
Exons: 1
Coding region: 142-1341 (399 amino acids)
Molecular function (GO): protein binding
Source: RefSeq, a predicted model, not a curated record